AUGAAGACUAAAGCAGAGAGUACAGAUAUGCCUAAUGACUGGGUGGUGUCCAAAAUCGAUCACAGCUCUGAGGAUCCAAAUUUUGGCUUCGUCGAAACCCUGUAUCAGACCUGCUCAGCUGCUCUUGUGUCUCUAUGGAAAUCGCAUUUUCGAUUGACAACUCAUAAUCCACAGAAGAUCAUUCUGAAGAAAGAUAUAGCGAACAUCCAGUUCUGGGAAGAGAACUUCCCUGCCGGCCACCUUGAUACCAUCCUGGCAGAGUCGAGCGGCUUGAAGAUCCGUGUGCUCGAGAGCCUGACGGGUAUUGGCAGGAUUCUCAUCUCCUUUUUCACAGAUUUUGAUGAAGCAAUAUUCAGCACACAGAACGAAUGUAAUCCCGAAUGCAACUUUGUGAAUGACCUGGAAACACAAUUGGAAAAGGCUGCACUGAUGCUUGACGCCGAAGAAAGAUCUGAGCCAUCGUCGGAUGAGGAGACCUCCUACGAUUCCUCCCACGAUUCCUCCCUAGCCACCGAACGUCACCAGAAUCGCCUCGGACGCCUCCACUCCUACAUAAGCUGUCUGAUAGAUCUUACACCCGUGGUGGAGAGGUAUAUAUGCUCCUUGAAUUGCAAGGCGGAAGUUCAAUAUGUUCCGAUCGAGACUGCCUUUCGUUUAUCUCAUCGUGCGCAGCCUUACGCAAUGCAUAUUCGCGACCGAUUUGAAAACGCACCUACCUCUCUUGUGGAGCGGUUAGCAGAGGCUAACUUGGAAAGAUUAAUCCGGCUUCGAACGCAAGAAGACGAGGAAGAAGUGGAUGAUCACACGAAUCAGGACACUGUGACAUUGUUCAAGCCCGUUUCCCUGUUCCAUGACUCUGGUCUUGGGACAUCCAUUCCUACAAUGUCGCAGUAUGCCGCUACUGUCGCUUCCCAUACUUCGUUCCUCUCGGUUGCUGGAGAAGAGGCCCUUGGUCGCCCCCGAGUUCCCCCACUACCACAGGAAGGCGGACAUCCCUUUCAAUGCAAUUACUGUCACAGGACCAUUUCUAUGCGAAAUCGAAUAGAGUGGAAGAUGCAUGUCUUCGGUGAUUUGGAGUCGUACGUUUGCACACGCGAUGACUGCAGGGACGGGCUCAAAACAUUCCCGACCCGUCAAUUAUGGGCGGAUCACGAAUUCAAUGAGCACUUUACUCUGCUCCGAUGGCGUUGCUUCAACUGCAGCAUCCCAUUCAACACCCCGGAACUCUUUGUUGAACAUUUGGCUCAAGCGCAUGGUAUUAUACUGACUGGCCACCGUUUAAAAGCUAUAACUUCAGAAGCGCGAGAGACAGUCUUGACACCUGGAUUCGAGGACUACAAGUGUCUGUUAUGCUUACAGGAUGGCUGGAAGACCAAGAAAGCCUAUACGACCCAUGUCGGGCGACACCUGGAGGAGAUCUCCCUGGCAUGUCUCCCGAGAGAUGAAGAAGACAGUAUUGACGAUGGCUUAGUUACAGACAUAUCCAGCACCCCCGGCAAUAUUGAGGGGCCGGCUUCCUCCACUGGAGCAAGCUAUGAGGUCGAUGCAGAUUCUGAAGCUCAAUAUGAGCAAUGGGGCCGACCUGUGUCAACUCCUGAGCCCAUUCUGGCCGAUUGGGCGAGCAAAGAACACGAGGACUCGGAGUCUGGCGUUAUAAUCGAUACGGGUAGCCCCAAAACAAUCUCGCCCCGAGUUAUUCCGAGUGCACUCUUUUCAGGCCCGUCGCUUUCAAACGAACAGUGGGCGGGCUCCGAAUCAGUACAGCCUAACAGCUACUGGUCAGUGGCCGAGAAACGCUAUUUCAAGAGGCUGUUGGCCCACUUUGGUGAAGACUUUGAAGGGAUAUCGAGAUUUAUGAAGACCAAAACCCAGGUCAUGGUGAGAUCGAAGCAUCUGCGCUUUCUCUCGAGUUGA
This is a messenger RNA of Penicillium daleae, 1914 nucleotides long. Its product is annotated as SANT/Myb-like DNA-binding domain-containing protein. The transcript is spliced from 3 exons. The coding region runs from base 1 to 1914 and encodes 637 amino acids. The record is from RefSeq and is a predicted model, not a curated record. Lineage: Eukaryota; Fungi; Ascomycota; Eurotiomycetes; Eurotiales; Aspergillaceae.